AUGAUUGGAAAAGAUAUUGGCAAUGCUUGUGCAAAAGAAACAUUGAAAGCAAUAAUUGAGGAUUUGAAUGGAGAUUACUUUGGUAUAUUAGUUGAUGAGUCAAAAGACAUCUCUCACAAAGAACAAAUGGCUCUUGUUUUGCGUUUUGUUAAUAAGAAUGGUGAAGUAGUUGAACAAUUUAUCGGUCUUGUCCAUGUUAGUGAUACAUCGGCAUGUUCAUUGAAGAAAGCGAUUUAUUCUUUGCUUUCCAUUCACUCACUAAGUCCAUCCAAAAUACGUGGACAAGGUUAUGACGGGACUAGUAAUAUGAAAGGAGAGAUAAAUGGGCUCAAAAUUUUGAUUAUGAAAGAUAGUCCAUCGGCAUAUUACAUUCAUUGUUUUGCUCAUCAAUUGCAACUAACACUUGUGGCUAUUGCUAAAAACCAUUUGAAUGUUGAAGAUUUUUUUUAUCAUGUUAGUAAUGUGUUAAAUGUGGUUGGAGGAUCUUUCAAGUGUAGAGACUUACUCUGUGAUCACCAAGCUAAAAAGUUAGAGCAAUUAUUUGAAUCUGGUGAAGUUCAAAAAGGCCAAGGAUUACAUCAAGAACAUGGGUUUCAAAGACUAGUCUUUUUUGUUGUCAUUGAUGUGCAACUUCAAGAGCUUAAUGACCGUUUUGAUGUAGUGAGUAGUGAUAUGCUUCUUGGGAUGGGUAGCUUGAAUCCGGUCAAUUCUUUCUCUAAUUUUGACAAAGGUUCUCCAACUAGCAAGGAAUUUGUGAUUUUGGCGAAGGCAUUGGUUGAAGCAAAUCUUGCGGAGACUUAUUCACUUGUUUAUUUACUUGUAAAGUUGACUUUGAUUUUACCUGUUGCUACGGCAACUGUGGAGGGAGCAUUUUCAUCAAUGAAGCACAUACAAAAUGAAGUGUGGAAUAGCAUUGAAUAUGAAAACUCGUCGAGGACAACUGUAAAUGAAUGA
Molecule: messenger RNA, 954 nt
Organism: Solanum verrucosum
Lineage: Eukaryota; Viridiplantae; Streptophyta; Magnoliopsida; Solanales; Solanaceae
Exons: 4
Coding region: 1-954 (317 amino acids)
Source: RefSeq, a predicted model, not a curated record